UGCCACUUUAUAACGCGUCCAUGUUUUAUCUGCAGCUGUAAUGGCGUGAUUUGAUAUCCGUUAAUUGUUAUAAUUUAUCGCAACUGGAAUCUGCGUAGUGCAUAAAGAAGCACGAAAAGUGAUUUUAAAAGAAUGACCCUAGACUCCAUAAUGGCGUGUUGCCUCAGCGAGGAGGCGAAAGAAUCCAGGCGGAUCAACGACGAGAUCGAAAGACAGCUCCGCCGUGAUAAGAGGGAUGCUCGCCGGGAAUUGAAGCUGUUGCUUCUCGGUACUGGAGAGAGUGGGAAGAGCACCUUCAUUAAACAGAUGAGAAUCAUCCAUGGCGCUGGCUACUCAGAGGAGGACAAGCGCAGCUUCACCAAGCUGGUGUACCAGAACAUCUUUACUGCCAUGCAGUCCAUGAUCCGCGCCACAGAGACCCUCCGGAUCCCUUACAGAUAUGAGCACAACAAGGGCAACGCUAACGUGGUCCGAGAGGUGGACGUGGAGACAGUCAGCACGUUUGCGAACCCCUACUUAGACGCCAUCAAGUGUUUAUGGAAUGAUCCAGGCGUCCAGGAAGCUUACGACAGGAGACGGGAGUACCAGCUGUCGGACUCUACCAAAUAUUACAUGAAUGCUCUGGACCGGAUCGCAGAGGCCUCUUAUCUUCCCACCCAGCAGGAUGUGCUGAGGGUUAGGGUCCCCACCACAGGCAUCAUCGAGUACCCCUUCGACCUCCAGAGUGUCAUCUUCAGGAUGGUGGACGUGGGGGGUCAGAGGUCAGAGAGGAGGAAGUGGAUCCACUGCUUUGAGAAUGUCACAUCCAUCAUGUUUCUGGUGGCACUCAGCGAGUAUGACCAGGUGCUCGUAGAAUCCGAUAACGAGAACCGAAUGGAGGAGAGUAAAGCUUUGUUCAGGACCAUCAUCACAUAUCCCUGGUUCCAGAACUCUUCCGUCAUCCUCUUCCUCAACAAGAAGGACCUCUUGGAGGAGAAGAUCACGUACUCCCACCUGGUCGACUACUUCCCGGAGUUUGACGGUCCCCAGAGAGAUGCCCAGGCUGGCCGCGAGUUCAUCCUGAAGAUGUUUGUGGACCUGAACCCAGACAGUGACAAGAUAAUCUACUCCCACUUCACCUGCGCCACGGACACGGAGAACAUCCGCUUUGUGUUCGCCGCCGUCAAAGACACCAUCCUGCAGCUCAACCUGAAGGAGUACAACCUGGUGUGAAACCAUAGAGUUAGAAUAUUAGAAGGGACUUCUUCAGCAUGAGCGCAGCAAGGCUGGGGCCCAGAGACCUUUCUCCAACUUACUCACUGUCAAAUCUGUGAAGGGAAAAAAAAUGGUUGCAUAAUAUUAAUUUAUUGCCAUUGUUGACCCUUUUCUUUUUUCUAUUUAAAAGAGAACAUGAUUGAAGAGUUUAGAGGGUUUGAAGGUUGCUGUUGGAUAUGUACAGCACAGUUCCUCCAAUUAUUAGAAUUGUUUUUAGCAAAACAAUUUUAAAGACACUCAAUGUGGCGGCUGGGUUCUGUCCAACGCCUCUGAACUUGAUUCCAAGGUGCUCCCGCCUUUUUGUUUUUGAUUCAACCUAGUCGGUCCAUUCCACCGCCAGCCUGUGGCGAAUUAACACAUAGAUUCCUCAGAAAGGGUGAAAAGUGUUGAUACUGUGAUUUCUUAAAAUUGGGCUGUAUAGUGAGGGAGCACCAUGAUGAUCAUCGCCCUUCGCAGGCCCCAGGGUCAGGAGUCAGUUAUUUAAUGGACAGUGUUGUACCACGCUUUUUAAGGUCCUAUUUAUUGCCGAUGCCAAAAGGAUGUAGCGUUAACUCGAGGCACCCUUUCGCGCUGUUAACUAGAAAGAGUAUUGGAGGCAAGACAGGACACAGCCUUUUGUACUAAUUGUAAGUCGCUCUGGAUAAGAGCGUCUGCUAAAUGACUAAAAUGUAAAUGAAGGCACCAAGAGUUUACCAUGCGCAUGAGUGACCUUUUUAAAGUGUUUCACCCUGUUUUUGGUUAAACUUUUCUCAACCA
Messenger RNA from Coregonus clupeaformis (lake whitefish), 2010 nucleotides. RefSeq names its product guanine nucleotide-binding protein G(q) subunit alpha-like. NCBI's taxonomy places the organism in Eukaryota, Metazoa, Chordata, Actinopteri, Salmoniformes, Salmonidae. The record is from RefSeq and is a predicted model, not a curated record. Gene Ontology annotation, molecular function: G protein-coupled receptor binding; guanyl nucleotide binding; GTPase activator activity. Gene Ontology annotation, biological process: phospholipase C-activating dopamine receptor signaling pathway; action potential; adenylate cyclase-modulating G protein-coupled receptor signaling pathway. The transcript is spliced from 7 exons. Bases 133 to 1212 code for a protein of 359 amino acids. Gene Ontology annotation, cellular component: heterotrimeric G-protein complex.